AUGCCGACUGAUGCAGAAAUUUACGGGUAUGGAACAUUAGCCAACAUAUUAUGUUGUCUGUGUUCCCUGGGAGGAUCAUUCGCUCUACCGUGCGUCAAAAAACAUCAUAGUGCAUACCACGUGGUCCUGUCCAUAUUUAUGGGACUAGCGGUCGGAACCUUGGCUUCUGAUGCCCUUCUACAUCUUAUACCAGAGGCUCUAUCCUUACAUGGUCACCAUAACGGCGAAGAUGAAGGGGCGAACACUACACAUAACGACGACCAUGAUGACCACCAAAUCCACGUUGAUCCAUACGUCUGGUACUGCCUUAUCGUGUUAGCAGGAAUUUAUGCUUUCUACAUACUGGAGGUCAUCAUGGCAUCUCUACAUGGAAAAGGAAAAGGAGAAGCUAAGGCAGACUUGAUGGAUGGCGUAGGCAAUGGGUUCGGUGAGCAAAAACUAGAGACACUCCGAAAGCUUGACGAUAACCACCAAACAGCAUUGAGAGUUGAAAUGCAGACAGAAAACAAGGUGGAGAAAAAAAGCUACUUGAAGCCCAUCGUUGUGAUGAUCGUUAUCGGAGACGCUAUACACAACUUCACGGACGGCCUGGCUGUAGCUGCCUCCUUCAACAGCAGCAUUGUAGAGGGUAUAUCGACGUCCCUGGCAAUCAUUUGUCACGAGUUGCCACAGGAACUGGGUGACUUUGCUAUCUUAAUGAAAAAUGGACUCAGUUUUAAGAAGGCGUUGAUCGCUAAUCUGAUGUCGUCACUCACAGCUCUGCUGGGAUUCUAUAUAGGAGUUUCUUUAUCAAAAGGCGUGGGAGCCAGUCAGUGGAUCUUCUCUAUUGCAGCCGGGCUCUUUCUCUACAUCUCAAUGACAGACAUGAUUCCUGAACUGAUUCAGGCCGGGGCUGGCCGUCUGAAGACGAUCAUAUACCACAAUAUCGGUAUACUCAUCGGCGUUCUGAUAAUCCUUCUAUUGUCAAUUUUCGAGGACAGCAUACAAGUCUAGAUAGAUCAACUUGAAUGCGAUUUUCA
Messenger RNA from Ylistrum balloti, 1019 nucleotides. Its product is annotated as zinc transporter ZIP4-like. The record is from RefSeq and is a predicted model, not a curated record. Gene Ontology annotation, molecular function: zinc ion transmembrane transporter activity. The transcript is spliced from 9 exons. Gene Ontology annotation, biological process: intracellular zinc ion homeostasis; zinc ion import across plasma membrane. The coding region runs from base 1 to 993 and encodes 330 amino acids. Lineage: Eukaryota; Metazoa; Mollusca; Bivalvia; Pectinida; Pectinidae. Gene Ontology annotation, cellular component: membrane.